This is a messenger RNA of Jaminaea rosea, 1458 nucleotides long. RefSeq lists its product as hypothetical. The record is from RefSeq and is a predicted model, not a curated record. Bases 315 to 1382 code for a protein of 355 amino acids. The transcript has a single exon. Lineage: Eukaryota; Fungi; Basidiomycota; Exobasidiomycetes; Microstromatales.
CCCCCGUCCACUCGCGGCCUUACGUUGUGUUGCAUUGCACCUUCCGAUCAUACGCCGAGCAUGCUACUCCUCCUCCUCCCUGUGCUUUCCCUCUCCCUGGCUUUGCUGCCUCUGUGCUCUGCCUACGCGAUGAGCGCGUUGUGAGUCGAGUUGCAACCAGCGCGAGUCGUCGAGUCGAGUCAUCAUCUCCGUUACGAACUUCAUGGUCGGCUCGCUUCAGCCGUAUCUGCAGCCGUGUCCGUACGGCAUCUGCGCUACUCUGCUUUGCCUCACCGCAGUACCGCGUUGUCCUCCGCGUGUCCAGCCUAUUCGGGAUGGUGUCGCCCGUCUCUGCCUCCUGCUCUUGUUGCUGUUGCUAUUGCUGUUGCUAUGCUGUGCGCGGGCUGGUACGUGGCACCUACGUAUCCUCGUGCGCUCCCUUGCUUGCCCUGGCCCAGCGAUUGCCUCUCCUUUCCUCCUCCCCCUCCUCGUCACAUCGCAUCUCCCCUCCCCCCCUUCUCCACCACACGAACGCCAACCUCACCAUGCUCGCCCUCCCCACGCCUUCCCUCGCCUCUCUCCUCGCCCUCCUCGCCUUCGUCGUCACGAUGCUCGACGCCUUUAUGACGACAGACAUCCAAGCCCUCUGCGCUCGAGAGACGGUUCAUUGUGAGUGUGUGUGUGUGCGCGCUCGUGUGCCCAUAAGGGCAAAAUCACGUCGAGCUGACCUCAAGCCCCUCGCACACCUCACCAUCAGGCGUACAGUGCGCCCCCCUUCGCCAGCGCCUCGCUACAUUACGCUACUCAGCCUCACUCCUCACGCCGCGCGCGCCCAGCAUGCCUCCAAAGGAAAAGCUCACCCCACCUACGGCGACGGUGGAGAUCAAUAUGCCGGACGAGUUUCUUGGAUCGUGCGUUGCGUCGUGCGCGUGGUGGUUUGUCGCCGGAAUGAGGGCCUGACCUGUUCUCGCCUCAUUCUCUAUCGCUCCCUCGAAGGGACAUCACCCCAGGACAUGGUAAGUCGUCGACGUAGCGUAGCGCAGCGCCUCUCCUCUCGACGGUGUGCAGCUCAGCUUUGCUCCUCCUCGCCGGACUCUGCCGCCCUGCUUCCGGGCACGGCAGUAAUCGCAGCCUUUCCCGACAACUCGGCGGGAACGGUUCGUUUCCUCUGUGCGGGGGAUCAGGUGAGUCCUUGCCCGUUGCCCGUGUCCCGGCCGGCACGCUGUCGUAGUGCUCUCCGCUCAUCCAUCCCCUUGAUUCUGACGAUCGGCCCACCCUACGCUGAACGCUUCGCGCCUCACCCCGCUCGUUGCUCGCCCCUCACCUCUCCCCUUGCCCACCCCAGCAACUGGAAGAAUGGCGCCUCACCUUCUCCAACGCCCCCUGGCGAGGCUCGAGCAUAACAGCCGGGUGGUCGAACAGGGGCAGCGGCGGCGUGAGCUUCGAUGAUGGGCGAAAGAGUAGUGCGAGCAACGUGAG